Cottoperca gobio is the source of this 1626-nucleotide messenger RNA. RefSeq names its product sacsin-like. NCBI's taxonomy places the organism in Eukaryota, Metazoa, Chordata, Actinopteri, Perciformes, Bovichtidae. Bases 112 to 1626 code for a protein of 504 amino acids. The record is from RefSeq and is a predicted model, not a curated record. The transcript has 5 exons.
ACAUUCUGGAACAGACUCCAAAAUAAGCAGUUGUAAAAAGAACCCGGAGAGAGUUAAUGAACACGCACAAAUGCCUUGAUCUAAUGUCAAAAUAACUUUUCUUCUGAAUUAAUGCAUUUUUUGGUUUGCAAAGGUCCUGCUCUCUACGCCUACAACAAUGCAGCGUUCGAUAAGGAAGACUGGGAAGGAAUUCAGAAGGCAGGGAGGAGUGACAAGCGCAAUGACCCAAACAAAGUUGGGAGGUUUGGAAUCGGCUUCAACUCUGUUUACCACAUAACAGAUGUGCCAAGUAUAUUCAGCGCAGGGCACCUUGGCAUGAUGGACCCCCAAGAAAAAAUAUUCGGACAAAGAAAUGGAGGUUUUCGGUGGUCUUUGGAUGAUGCAGAUCACCAAGAAGCUCUCACGAAAAUGCACGAUCAGUUCCAUCCCUUUCGAGAUAUAGUUUCACUUGUAAGCGGACAAGAAUGGUCAAAAGUCAUCAUUGAGGAUCAACACUUUGACGGGACAAUUUUCAGAUUUCCCUUUCGCAAAGAAAAAUCAGAUAUUUCAGAUAAUCUAUAUGACUCUGACAAGGGAGUUGAGCUUUUUGAUAGCUUCAUUGCGGAUGCAGACUUAAGCCUUCUGUUCCUGAAAAAUGUGACCUCUGUGGCCUUGAUACAUAUCGACAUACAUGGCAUUGUUAACACCAGACUUGAAGUGAAAUCCUCAAUCCCCACAGAUGUUGUUCUGGAGUCAGAAGACAAGUCAAUGAUUGAGGGUUCAACAAGGUUCAAAUUGAUAACCCUCAAAUCAGAAGACCUCAAAGAAACAAAGUGGCUUGUGACAACAUGUACCAUGAAAGAAGGCAAUGUAGAAAUUCUUGAUUCACUUUCAGAAAAGUUAAAGUUUUUCCCUCAAGUUGACUUAGCAUUCCCUUGUGGUGAGAAGAGAGACAGUAGUGAGAGUAGACUGAGCUGCUUUCUCCCCCUACCAAACAAUGAAUCCAACAAGACAGGACUGCCAGUUUAUAUCAACGCGUGCUUUGGCCUCACAGACAACAGAAGACACAUCAAAUGGCAAGAGGAAGACCAGAAACAUGACGAACAUGCUGUGUGGAAUGAAUUGCUGAUGAAGGAAGUGCUACCGCAGGCAUACCUCGUGAUCAUUCAAGAUGCUAUCAAACUUGCCCAACAAUCUAUUCUGCCUGUCUCUUCCGUGUACGAUCUGUGGCCAGAUAUCGCCCAGGUAAAGCACAGAGACAAAUGGGACAUCCUCCGCAGGAUUGGCGUGAACUUCAUCUCUAAAGAUGACAAACUCUGCCUUCUGGAGUACGUUUUGAGUGAUGGAAAAUACAGAGAACUCGAGGGUCUUCAGCUGCUUCCACUCAACGACGGCUCUUUCAGAUGUUUCACAAACAGAGAGGAGGACACUGCUUUGAUUGACAGCAAGGAAUUUCCAAAAGUCUUGCUACCAUGCUGCAAACACCUCUUCAUCAAAGAGGAUCUCAGUCCAGCCUGCCGUACCCACCUGAAAGAACUGGCCAGAAAAAGACUGGAAACAGACGAGGAAGGGGCCUGUUACCUGGGACGUCAGCAGCAGUCAACAUCCACCUUUAGACUGGCUCCAAGAAUUCUGGAAAUUUCUUAA